AUGUUGCGGACCUCGAUUUUGCGAGCCGCCCGGCUGCCUCGUGCAGCCUGCGCCUCGAGCGCCUCAAUCGUUGCCAGCCUCCGCUCGACGGCCGUGCGUUCUGCGGGCCUGACCCAAACUGCUGCUUUCCAGGGCCGUGUCGUACCGGCGCCGUCCCUUGUUGCUCGGUUCGGCCGCGGUUACUCCACCAGCAACGCGACUGCCGAUGCCACGGCAGACGAGACCCAAGAGGACAAGGGCGAGUCGGGCCUGGUCACCAAAUUCUCGGACCUGGAGAGAGUCGGUGUUCACAAGAACCUGGUUCGUUCGCUGACCCAGGGCUUGGGCUACGAGACUAUGACGAGCGUUCAGUCUAUGGCGAUGGAGCCUGCUCUUAUUGGCAAGGACAUUGUUGCACAGGCCAAGACCGGCACAGGAAAGACACUUGCCUUCCUCAUUCCCGUUAUCCAGCGAAUGAUUGACAACAACUCCGACCUCGCACAUCCCGGCCGCAACCGCCCCACCGCCAGCGACAUCCGUGCGAUUGUCAUGUCGCCGACUCGUGAGCUGGCAGAGCAAAUUGGUGCGGAGGCCCGCAAGCUCAUCCGAGGUACGGGCAUUAUAGUGCAGACGGCCGUUGGUGGUACUCAGCGGAAUGCCAUGUUGCAAAAGACAAGAAGAGAGGGCUGCCACUUGCUUGUGGCGACACCGGGCCGUCUGAAUGACCUGCUGUCUUCGGAAGACAGUGGCAUCGGCGCGCCCCAGCUGGAGGCGCUGGUACUGGACGAAGCGGACCGCAUGCUGGACGUGGGCUUCGAGCGUGAGCUGCGCCAGAUUCUACGAUACCUGCCGGACCGCAGAAACGUGCCGCGGCAGACACUGCUGUUCUCGGCGACGGUGCCGAAGAAUGUGGUGUCGCUGGCGCGCACGUAUGUCGACGCGUCGAACUUCCAGUUUGUGCAGACCAUCAAGCCCGAGGACGUGCUGACGCACCAAAAGGUGCCGCAGCACAUCCUCCCGGUACGUGGCUACGAGAACAUGUACCCGACGCUGCUGGAGCUGAUUGAGCGGGAGAUGGAAGCUGCCAACACGCCGGGUAGCGACCGGAUGCCGUUUAAGGCCCUUGUCUUCUUGUCGACGACCAGCAUGGUGCAGCUGACGCAGGAUGUGUUCUACACUCUGAGUCAUGGAAAGGUGAAGCUGCCGAGACAGUACCACAUCCACUCCAAGCUAACGCAGCGCGCGCGCACGGAUGCCGCCGACCAAUUCCGCAAUGCGCGGAGCGCGAUCUUGUUCUCGUCGGACGUAACGGCGCGUGGCAUGGACUUCCCCAAUGUGACCCACGUGAUUCAGGUCGGCGUCCCGCCCGACCGGGAGCAAUACAUCCACCGCCUCGGCCGCACGGGCCGUGCUGACAAGGGUGGCCAGGGCUGGCUUAUUAUUGCCGAAAACGAGAUUACGGUGGCGCGCCAAAUGCUGACGGACCUGCCCAUUCAGCGCGUGUCCGGAUUUGAUUGUGCAAGCUACGACAUGACUGAUUACCACGCCAAGAAUGGUGAGAAUGGCGAGAGCAUUGAGGAUCGUCCGCGACAGAUCGACGUGGUUGCACAGACGAUGAAGUCGACGCCUGGGAGCCUUCUCGUGGAUGCGUACUUGUCGUAUUUAGGCGGCGCCAGCUCUGGACGAAACGUGCAGACAACGUGUGACAACCUCAAUGACUGGGUGUACAAUGGCUGGGGCUGGAAAGAGCCGCCAGCAAUUUCGUCAUUUAUUGCGACAAAGCGGGGCCUACAUCGGGUGCGCGGCUUGAAUAUCCAGGAUAGUCGGUCUUCUAACGAGGUUUCUGGUGGCGACCAGUUUGAGCGACAAUUCUCGUCCAGCUUUAACGACUCGCGCGGCGGUUCGUCCGGAAACUUUUCAAACCGUGGCCCGCGCGCCGGCGGUGCUUCGAGAUACGAUUCGCGUGGUUCGAGAGGCUACGAACGCGGCUCUGGUCGUGGUGGCGACGGCUACCGUGGCUCGUCCGGCCCUUCACGUUCCGGCUACGGCUCAAGAGGGGACAACGGUCGGUUCAAUGACUGGUCCAGGGACCGGAGCUAA
Messenger RNA from Sporothrix schenckii 1099-18, 2079 nucleotides. RefSeq lists its product as uncharacterized. The transcript is spliced from 2 exons. Gene Ontology annotation, molecular function: ATP binding; nucleic acid binding. Gene Ontology annotation, cellular component: mitochondrion. The coding region runs from base 1 to 2079 and encodes 692 amino acids. Lineage: Eukaryota; Fungi; Ascomycota; Sordariomycetes; Ophiostomatales; Ophiostomataceae. The record is from RefSeq and is a predicted model, not a curated record.